Nakaseomyces glabratus is the source of this 1128-nucleotide messenger RNA. RefSeq names its product aminodeoxychorismate lyase ABZ2 (gene ABZ2). The record is from RefSeq and is a predicted model, not a curated record. Lineage: Eukaryota; Fungi; Ascomycota; Saccharomycetes; Saccharomycetales; Saccharomycetaceae. Gene Ontology annotation, molecular function: catalytic activity.
AUGGAUUCCAAUUUGCUAAUUGAUGAUGGACAUAGAGCAAAAUUAAUAGAUAAAAUACCAUGGUUGGCAGACGUCUCUCAGAAUAGCAACUAUUCCAAUGUGGAGUUACUAUCAACUAUGAAAUAUGAUCCCAGCUUGAUAAGGAUGACGCGUAAAGGGGAAUAUGAAUGGGCUUUUCCAAUUACCAAGCUAUCAACAUUUAAAUAUCUCGACGAGAAUAAAUUCCAAACUCAGGUGUAUUCCUGGCUUGAGGACACUCAACAAGUAACCACGACAACCUAUCAUGACGACAUUAAAAAGGCGAUUGAAGAACUUGUAACUAGUGGCAAGACUAUUGAAAUUAAUGAUGAUGACAACUCAUUAUAUUACUUGUACUAUUUUCGGUUUCUAUUGCUAGGGGAACAGUUUGUAAGGUUAAAGUUGGCAGCGAGUAUAUUUAGGCGCAAUUUUCGUCUUACACUGAGGGAGUUUAUUAAUAAUCUGGUCAAUGCAAUUUAUCUGGAUAUUUAUAGUAAUGAGCAGAUACCUAACGAUCCCAUUGAUAAGUUGAAGCGACUUCUGGAUGACACUAGAACAUACAAAAUGAGGGUUUUACUUAAAGGCGAUAAUUCUCUGGAAUUUCAAGCACAUCAUCUUGGUGUAAGUGAUAAUGGGCCCACUGCAGAGAAACUACUAUUUGGUGAAAUAUUAACAUUUAAUACAGCAGCGGGUUCAGAUGAUUUAUGGGACGUUAUCGUCGAUUCAGAGCCUACACCCUGUAGUAUUUUAACAUCGCUGAAAACUACAAGUAGAGAUCAUUAUGCAUCCGCAAGAAGGAGAAUGGAGCAUGCUAGGACUUGGCUAGAUAUAAGUGGUAAAACUGAGGUUUUAAUAUGGAAUGAUAAAGAAGAAAUAAUGGAGGGUUCAAUUACAAAUAUCGCCAUAUUAAAUAAAGAUGGGGAAUUAGUGACACCGCCAUUAUCAAGUGGAUGUUUAUGUGGAACUAUGAGAUACUAUUUGAUGAGGAAGAAAUUAAUUAAAGCAGAAACAAUAGAAAAAAACUUUUUGUAUGAAAACCAACCCAUUCUGAUUUUCAACGAUGUCAUGGGAGUUAUCAAAGGGCGAAUAAGGUUCAUGCCAAAAGUUUAA